UUCACACAACAUUCAGUUGACUGCUCGGGAGCAGGUGAUCAUCUCUAUUUAGAUGUACCACAGACCAUGUGACCAGAACAUGGUGGAACGCUGCAUUCCAUGCAAAACAAAGAGGGAUGCUGAGGCUACAGUAAACAUCUUUACAAAGACUCUGCAGGAAGGGAGCUAUCUAAAGCAUUUGCAAGAAUCCACCCCUGUGAGCCCACUGACUACAGCCACUACUUGGAACAGAUAACCUCACGUGGAUCAACAGCAUUGGAUGAUGUGGGAAUGGACAUCCCAUACGAUGCAGCAGAAAUCAGACCUGAGCCUCCUAAUUCAUUGGAUCUGAAUGGCUCUCAUGCCAGAAAAAUAAAGCUCACAGCUCCCAAUAUAAACUUAUCUCUGGACCACAGCGAAGGUUCCAUCUUGUCUGAUGACAACCUUGACACCCCAGAUGAGCUGGACAUUAAUGUAGAUGAUCUUGAUACUCCAGAUGAAGCUGAUUCCUUUGACUACACAAGCCAAGAUGAUCGACCGGCACUCGGGCACUCAGUGCCACAGAAUUUUGAAUCUAUUGAAGAAUACACAGCAGAGGAAGAGAGAGCUGAUAACAAGCUAUGGAGGACUGUCAUCAUCGGGGAGCAGGAACAAAGGAUUAAUAUGAAAGUUAUCGAACCUUACCAAAAAGUGAUAUCGCACGGAGGUUACUACGGAGAGGGUGUAAAUGCCAUCAUUGUGUUUGCUGCUUGUUUCCUGCCGGACAGCAGUCAUGCUGACUACAAUUAUGUCAUGGAAAACCUUUUUCUAUAUGUAAUAAGUACACUGGAACUAAUGGUAGCUGAGGACUAUAUGAUAGUCUAUCUAAAUGGAGCCACUCCACGAAGAAAGAUGCCAGGCUUAGGAUGGAUGAAGAGAUGUUACCAAAUGAUAGACAGGCGGUUAAGAAAGAACCUAAAGUCAUUCAUAAUUGUUCAUCCAUCAUGGUUCAUCAGAACUAUACUAGCUGUGACACGACCUUUCAUAAGUUCCAAGUUCAGCAGCAAGAUAAAAUAUGUAUCCAGUUUAGCUGAGCUACAAGAACUUAUUCCAAUGGACUAUGUGCAGAUUCCAGAAUGUAUUAUUAAGUAUGAAGAAUCAAGGUGUUUUCCAAGGAGUGUAAGACUGGAUGAAGAACUGACAGAAAGUGAAUCAGCCAAAGCUGCGUGUAUGCCGGCCGAGCCAGAAAUGACUUCCUUGGACCAAGAGUUUAAUAAGAAGAGCGAAGAUCAUUUAUAACGUCAUGGAG
This is a messenger RNA of Nanorana parkeri, 1267 nucleotides long. It is a transcript of the gene PRUNE2, whose product is annotated as prune homolog 2. The record is from RefSeq and is a predicted model, not a curated record. Gene Ontology annotation, biological process: apoptotic process. Gene Ontology annotation, cellular component: cytoplasm. The coding region runs from base 271 to 1257 and encodes 328 amino acids. Lineage: Eukaryota; Metazoa; Chordata; Amphibia; Anura; Dicroglossidae. The transcript is spliced from 13 exons.